AUGGACUACCAAAGUCAAAAAGGGAAAAUCAUCAUUUUGGUAGUGGUAGAUAGGUUCACCAAAUAUGGGCAUUUCAUCGCUAUCAGUCACCCUUAUACUGCCACCUCUAUAGCUCAAGUCUUUUUGGAUAAUAUCUUCAAGCUCCAUGGCAUGCCGGAGAAUAUUGUCAAUAGCCAGCAAGAUUGGGCAUUGUACCUUCCAUUGGCUGAAUGGUGGUACAAUUUCACCUUUCAUUCUGCAAUCCAAACAACACCCUACGAAGCUUUGUAUGGGCAGCCUACUCCCAUCCAUCUGCCCUAUUUGGCUGGAGAAGCUACAUAUGAGGAGAUAGACAAGAGCUUGAUCAGGGAGUUCAAGACUCAAUUGCUCAGAACCUCAGGAGAUAUUGGAAAGAAGAAUGAUCAAAAAGGGGAACAAGGUUGUUGCUCAAUUGCUAAGGAGCAGGCCACAUGGGAAGAUUAUCAUGUGCUGAAGACCACGUUUCCAACUUUCUUCCUUGAGGACAAGGAAGGUUUCAAGAGGGGAGAAAUGAUGCAGAAUCAAGCUGAGAAUUAA
Molecule: messenger RNA, 555 nt
Organism: Nicotiana tabacum (common tobacco)
Lineage: Eukaryota; Viridiplantae; Streptophyta; Magnoliopsida; Solanales; Solanaceae
Source: RefSeq, a predicted model, not a curated record